AGCAACAGCAUACAAAACCAUCGAUUCAAUCGCAAUCACAAUCAUCAUUAUUGAAUCGUUUAUCAAUGGUUACGUCACCGAUAUCAUUACCAACAACAUCGACAACAACACAAUCAUUUUUAUCAUCAAAUUCAUAUGGAAAUCUAUAUCGAUCAGUUAAAUCGAAUAAUACAAAUAAUGCAAAUCAAACAAAUUCAUCAUCGUAUGUUGCACCACGUAAUGAAUAUGAAUCAUUGAUUAAAAGAUAUGCUGAAUUGGAUAGUUUUCAUGUUGAAGUGGUAACAAAAUUAUCAAUGACCGAAGCUGAAAAUCGUCAACAUCGUAAACGUAAUAAUGAAUUAAUACAACAAUUAAAUCAAUCGAUAAAUACACGUGAAACAAUCCAAGAUGAAUUAAUAAUGUUAACAACAAAAUAUGAAAAAUCACAACGUGAAAUACAAGAACUUGAAGAUCAAUUAAUAAAGGUAAAAAAACAACGUGAUGAAGCUAAUAAAGAAUGUCAUAAUGCUAUGAAUGGUCGUAAUAAAGCUAAUCGUGAACGACAACAAAUGUAUGAAGAACGUAAUAUUGCUAUACGUGAAUAUAAUCUAAUAAUGUCGGAACGUGAUUCCGUACAUAAAGAAAUUGAAAAAUUACAAGAAGAUUUAUUUGAAAUACAAAAACGUAAUGAUAAAAUUGAUAAAGAAUAUAAAAUUACAUUAGAAGAAAUGGAAUUAUUACGUCGUGAAUUAGCAUCAGCAUUAUUAGAUCGUGAUCGUACAUUAAAAACAUUAUCCGAAUUACGUGAAAAAUAUGGUGAAAAUAUAACAACAACAACAACAAAUCACCAUCAUCAUCAUCAUUCACAAUCAUCAUUACAACAACAACAGCAACAUGAUUUUAUAAUUGAUACCAUUAAUAAUAAUAAUAAUAAUUUAAGUAGCAGUAGUAAUAGUAGUUUGAUUGGUAAUUUUGUUGUUAAUCAAAUGAUGACAACUUCUUUGGUUAAUAAUAAUAAUCAACAACAUCAAUCACCACCAACAAUGUCAACGAUUAAAAAUUUAUCAUUAUUAAAUAAUAACAAUAAAAUUUUAGCUACAACAACCUCUUCAAGUACAUCAUCUGUAUCAACAUUUGGAACAACAACAACCAAUAAUAAUCAUAAUCUAGUCAAUAAUAAUAAUAAUAAUAAUGAAAAUGAAUAUUUACGUGAACAAAUCAAACAAUUACAAUUAGAAUUACAACAUGUUAUACAGGAAAUUGAUUUAUAUAAAUCACGUCGUGAUUGUGCUGAAAAUGAACGUGAUAAAAUUAUAUUAGAACGUGAAAGUGUACGGGCACUUUGUGAUAAAUUAAGAAGAGAACGUGAUCGUAAAAUAAGUGAUUUAGCUGAUGCAUUAAGAGAAUUAUAUGAAAGUAGAAGACAAAAAAAUGAAACAACAAAAGAAUUAGAAUUAUUAAAAGAAAAAUUUGAUUUAGCAAUGAAAGCAAAUAAAUUAAAUCAUGAUAAACAACAACAACAACAACAACAAUCAGCAACAACAACAACAUCUUCAUCAACAACAACAACAACAAAUAAACCAAGUAUUACCUGUACUAGUCAAGAUUCGGCUAUUGAUGUUGAUGAUGUUCAAGCUGUUGUUGUAUCCGCUACUAAUAAUAAUAAUAAUCAUCGACAACAACAACAACAAUCUUUAAAUCAUAAUAAUAAUCCAAUAAGACGUUUAUUUGGUUUUGCCGGUGAUUUAGUUUGGAUUGUAAAUCAUACAAGUUUACCAAUCGGUGAUAAUAUUUUAAAUGUAAAUGAUCGUAUUGUAUCUAUAAAUGCACCACCACCAUCAACAACAACAACAACAACAUUAUCACCUGGUACAUUGUUACCAACGAAUAAUCAUCAUCAUUUGAUUAAUGAACAACAACAAAUGAAUAAUCGUUUAAUCGAUACGGAUAAUAAAUAUCAUUAUCAAACAUUAUUGAAUGAUUAG
This is a messenger RNA of Dermatophagoides pteronyssinus (European house dust mite), 1964 nucleotides long. RefSeq lists its product as uncharacterized. Lineage: Eukaryota; Metazoa; Arthropoda; Arachnida; Sarcoptiformes; Pyroglyphidae. Gene Ontology annotation, biological process: negative regulation of hippo signaling. The record is from RefSeq and is a predicted model, not a curated record. Gene Ontology annotation, molecular function: protein binding. Gene Ontology annotation, cellular component: plasma membrane.